AUGUUUGAACAGCAGAUGGGAAAGAGCAUUGAAGUGUAUAUAGAUGACAUGGUGGUAAAAAGCAAAUUGGUAGCCGACCACGUCAAAGACCUCGGCGACAUCUUUCGAAUUCUGAGAAAGUACAAGCUGCGACUUAACGCGUCCAAGUGUUCAUUUGGGGUGGGAUCAGGGAAAUUCUUAGGUUACAUGGUGACCCACAGAGCGGACAGAUGCAGACCUUUUUUCCUCCUAUUAAACAAGUGGAAGGGCUUCGAGUGGACUGAGGAGUGUGCUUUAGCUUUCCAACAGCUUAAGGAUUACCUCGCCCGACCACCAAUUAUGUCCAAUCCUGAGGCCGACGAGGUGCUAUUCGCCUACAUUGCUGUGGCCUCUCAUGCAAUAAGUUUAGUGCUAAUCCGAGAAGACAAUGGCACGCAACGGCCCGACUACUACGUUAGCAAAUCGCUGCACGAAGCAGAAACACGUUACCUACCUCUCGAAAAGGCCGUCUUGGCAAUCGUACAAGCCACGCAAAAGCUCCCCCACUAUUUCCAGGCACACACUGUGGUUGUGUUAACUCAACUUCCAUUGAGAUCCAUUCUCCGCAGUGCCGACUACACAAGCAGAAUUGCAAAAUGGGGAAUGAUUCUGGGCGCCUUUGACAUUAGGUACAUGCCUCACACCGCUAUAAAAGGUCAGGUCCUCGCCGAUCUGGUAGCCGAAUUCGCGGAGCCCACACUACAAGGAAAGGAAGGGUCAGGAUCACUAAGUCCUGAUGGGAAAUUGAUCAGCACAAUCUCUCAGCAGGAACACAAUUGGUGGAAAGCACACGUCGACGGUGCAGCCAAUCAAAGGGGCUCAGGAGUGGGGCUAGUUCUGGUCUCCCCCGAGGGGAUAACCAUCGAAAAAUCGCUGAGGCUUGGAUUCUCCGCCACGAAUAAUGAAGCCGAGUAUGAGGCACUAUUGGAAGGAAUGUCAAUGAUCCGGAAAAUGGGUGGAAAAUUCUUGAACAUGUUCUCGGAUUCGAGACUCAUCGUGGGACAAGUAAACGGGGAGCUAGAGGCGAAGGAUGAAAGAAUGCAAGAGUACUUAGUCCAAGUUAAAUGCCUGCAGACCCAUUUUUGUCACUUCAAUCUGUCGCAUGUGUCAAGAAGCGGGAACACCCAUGCUGAUUCUCUUGCAACGCUAGCCACCUCCUCGGCUCAACCACUUCCCCGGGUUAUUCUCGUGGAAGAUCUUUACCACCCAACGACGACGAGGGCCAAUGAUAUACGGGUCCACAACGUCAGGGCUGGACCUAGUUGGAUGGACCCUCUAGUGCUGUUCUUAAAGCACGAUACUUUACCGGACAAUAAGAACGAGGCCGACAAGAUUAGAAGGAAGGCCUCUCGAUUCUGGUUGUCCGAAGACUCCAAAUUAUUCGGGAUACCUCACACACUGAUCUCGGACAACGGCCUCCAGUUUGAUAGUAAAGCUUUCAGAAGGUACUGUAGUGAGCUGGGAAUUACCAACAGAUACUCCACACCAGCUUACCCGCAGGGUAAUGGGCAGGCGGAGGCCGUCAACAAAACUAUAGUGAAUGAGCUGAAAAAGAGGUUAGACGAUGCGAAAGGGAGGUGGGUCGAAGAGUUGGCCCAUGUCUUGUGGACAUACCGCACCACGCCUCAUAGGUCCACAGGGGAAACCCCCUUUUCGAUGACCUAUGGGGCUGAGGCUGUCAUUCCACUGGAGGUAAACUUCCCAACACAAAGGAUCACUGCAUUCUGCCCCGGUGCCAACAAUGGACUUCUAGAAAAAAGCUUGGACCUCAUCGAGGAAAGAAGGGAAAGCGCAAUGGUCCAAUUUGCCCACUAUCAGCAAAAGCUCAAGCAAGGUUACGAUGCCAAGGUGAAGCUGAGGCCCCUGGCGCCUGGGGAUCUGUUAGUGGCAGAAUAG
Messenger RNA from Quercus lobata, 1914 nucleotides. RefSeq lists its product as uncharacterized. The record is from RefSeq and is a predicted model, not a curated record. Gene Ontology annotation, molecular function: RNA-DNA hybrid ribonuclease activity; nucleic acid binding. The coding region runs from base 1 to 1914 and encodes 637 amino acids. NCBI's taxonomy places the organism in Eukaryota, Viridiplantae, Streptophyta, Magnoliopsida, Fagales, Fagaceae. The transcript is spliced from 4 exons. Gene Ontology annotation, biological process: DNA integration.